GUUCUUCCUCCUUCUUGCCCACCUUCUUCCAAAGCAGAUCGGACACAUAAAAGCCUCUCACCCACCGGCCUUCUUUCUCCCUAACUACUUCCAAGCAGAAACCCCAUUUCCCCUGUCUUCCUUUCUUUCUUUGUCUCUGAAGCAGCCGACCUCCCUACUUGCCCACCUUCGUCCAAAGCAAAUCGGAAACACCAAAGCAUCUCAGUCAUCGGCCGUCUUUCUCCCUAACUACUUCAAAGCAGAAAAGCCCAUUUCCCCUCACCGGAAAAUCCCCACCAAAAUCCCAUUUCUCCUCCUGUGAGUGUCCUUCCUUUUCUCUGAUUUUUUUUCUUUUUUGGUGGUGAUGAAUGAUGAUGAUCUGGGAGACGCGACGAAGCAGGGCAUGGGUCGGUGAAGCCAAACGAAGCAGUGCAUGGGUCGGUGAAUACCAGAGGGGAGUGAAGCAGAGGGUGUUCCAGCCACCAGACUUUGGAUUCUCGAAGCAUUGUGCCAUUCCAUUGUCUUCAAUUUCCAAUGAUUGGGUUUUGUGGAAUCAACUCUUAAAGCGAGAAACAGGACUCGGGUGGAAUCAUGAAAAAGGCACAAUUGAUGCUACUCCUCAACGAUGGGCUGAAUUGAAAGCGGAGAACAAAGAAUAUGGUAAAUUUGAGCAUCAUGGAUUAGAAAACACAGUGGAGUUGCAGCAAAUGUUUGACAAAAUAGUGUUCACCGGUGAAACUGCAUGGACUCCAGCUGCUGGGCCUAUUCCUCCAGUACAACAGAAUGUGGGGUUUGAAGAUGCUGUUGAUUUGGAAGAAGGAAGUGGUGAUUCUGAUGAGAUGGAUUUAGAUCCAAGGUGGAAUUAUGAAAAUAGUAAUGAGUUUGAGGUGGAGGAAGAAAAUAGUGAUGAGGAUGAGAUGGAGGAACAAGCUAUAGAACAAAGAGAUAAGCAGAAGAGUUUCAAGACUUUCAGGUUGGCAAUGGGUGCAAGAGACAUUGGCAACUCCAGGUGAAAGUUGUAAAUUAUUUAGAAUGGAACCACAUGUUUUUACGGGAUUAUGUUCUUUGUUAGUUAGUAAUUAUGGGCUAACAUCAACAAGAGAAAUAUGUGCAGAAGAAUCACUUGCAAUGUUUCUUUGGACAUGUGCACAUAAUCAAUCUAAUCGAAAUGU
Rubroshorea leprosula is the source of this 1151-nucleotide messenger RNA. NCBI's taxonomy places the organism in Eukaryota, Viridiplantae, Streptophyta, Magnoliopsida, Malvales, Dipterocarpaceae. The record is from the annotation of a GenBank genome assembly.